AUGGACUAUGACGAGGUGCUCCCGGGCACGCGCCGCCUUUUUGAUGCUGAAGGAUCUCCUCUUUCGACCGAGUUUGGGUUGAAAAAGCAUGGCGACCUUGUCUUGGUCCCUCAGCCGACCGAGUCACCAAACGAUCCUCUUCACUGGUCGUUGCCUCACAAACUAUGGCACAGUUUUCUCGUCUGCUACGUGACCGCUCUGACGGCGGCCACUUCAAACGAUGCAGGGGCAGCUCAGUAUAACGAAAACCUCGAGCUGGGUAUCAGCUAUGCCUCUUUCAAUACAGGGGCGGGCAUUUUGUUCAUCGGGAUUGGUUAUUGGACUCUUCUGUCAUCCCCUGCAGUGUACCUGUACGGACGGCGAAUCUUGUAUCUUGUUGGUAUGCUUUUUGGUGUGGCCGGGAGUAUCUGGUUCGCCAAGGGUCAGUCCACCAGUGAUGCUCUCUGGAACCAACUCUUCGUCGGUGCCUCCGAGUCGGUGGCCGAAGCAACGGUGCAAUUGUCGUUGAUGGAUCUGUGGUUUCAACAUCAGCGCGGUUCAAUCCUCGGUGUUUACGUGCUGGCCACCAGUAUCGGAACAUACUUAGGUCCAUUGAUUGCCAGCUACGUUGCUGACAGCAGUCUCGGUUGGAGAUGGAUCGGCUGGCUCGGUGCCAUCUUCAACGGGGUGACCUUUCUAGUUCUCCUCUUCGGCCUGGAGGAGACUAGUUUCCGUCGUGAACGGUACCUCGUCAAUGAUGGCGACAGGUAUCUCAUUGACGGUGUCAACCGGGCCCACAGUGAGAGAUCUGCAAGUUUGGCAGCGGACGUGGCAGAUAAGGAAAAGAUUCCCGGUGAUGCUGAGCGAGCACUUGCGUCUGACAGCCUGGAACAGCAUCGCGGCACCGGCAGAGACGAGAAACCCAAGUCAUAUUGGCAGCGCAUCGCCAUCAUCACUCCCGCCCCGAACCUCCGAGGAACAGGUUUCAAACAAUAUUUCCAGCGCCUGUUCCAUACACUUCGCAUCUUCACCUUCCCUGCCGUCAUCUACUCUGGCUUGCAAUGGGGCGCACAAGAUGCCUGGUUGACAUUCUACUUGACCGUCGAAGAAGAUACUUGGUAUGAAGCACCAUGGUAUUACACUGAUGCUGAGGACGGCAACAUGAAUAUUCCAACUCUCAUUGGAGCAGUGAUUGGCUGUUUGUACGGCGGCUGGCUGAGUGACAAGUUCGUCUUGUGGAUGACCAAGCGAAACGGCGGUGUCAUGGAAGCCGAACAACGCCUUUGGCUCAUGUUACCUUGCGCUUGCAUUUUCCCAACAGGUCUUUGGAUAUUUGGCAUCGGAAGUGCUCACGGCUGGGCUUGGCCUGCACCAUAUGUCGGCCUCGGCUUCAUCGGCUUUGGCUGGGGCUGUGCUGGAGAUCUCAGCAUGGCCUAUCUGAUGGACGCCUACCCAGACAUGGUGCUCGAGGGAAUGGUGGGCGUUGCAACGAUCAACAACACCAUCGGGUGCAUCUUUUCCUUUGUCACGUCCUAUUGGCUUGAUGCUAGUGGUAUUCAGAACACGUUCAUUGCUAUUGGGGUCUUGUCGUUUGUAUUCAUCAUGACUACUGUACCCAUGAUCAUUUGGGGCAAGAGAGCUCGGCGCUGGACGAGGGACAGGUAUCAAAACUUUUUGCAGAUUCGUGAUGGGUUUGGGAACUGA
This is a messenger RNA of Exophiala dermatitidis NIH/UT8656, 1683 nucleotides long. RefSeq names its product serine/threonine kinase 16. The transcript is spliced from 2 exons. NCBI's taxonomy places the organism in Eukaryota, Fungi, Ascomycota, Eurotiomycetes, Chaetothyriales, Herpotrichiellaceae. Gene Ontology annotation, biological process: transmembrane transport. The record is from RefSeq and is a predicted model, not a curated record. The coding region runs from base 1 to 1683 and encodes 560 amino acids. Gene Ontology annotation, molecular function: transmembrane transporter activity.